This is a messenger RNA of Helicoverpa zea (corn earworm), 3034 nucleotides long. It is a transcript of the gene GLS, whose product is annotated as glutaminase kidney isoform, mitochondrial-like. Lineage: Eukaryota; Metazoa; Arthropoda; Insecta; Lepidoptera; Noctuidae. Gene Ontology annotation, biological process: L-glutamine catabolic process. Gene Ontology annotation, molecular function: protein binding; glutaminase activity. Bases 258 to 2000 code for a protein of 580 amino acids. The record is from RefSeq and is a predicted model, not a curated record. The transcript has 10 exons.
GAGUCACCCAUCCAAAAUUCUUGGUUUUUAUAUGUGUCACUUUAUAAAACAAAAGAAAAGAAUAAUAUAUACAUUAUUCUCCCCUUUUCUUUUACUCUCUUAAAUUAUUCAGCGAAAAAUGGAAAAUCAGAACAAAAAGUUUUCAGGAAGUUCCGGAGUUGAAUGAACCUUCUACCAGCACUCGGAGUCACCGAAUCGACGUUCAGAACAAACAGAAAUGGCGCAAUUCUGCAUCCAACUUCUAUGCAGUACAGUCUAUGGACCUUCUACUUCAGCAAGGUUCUCACAAAAACGCCGCCGAUGUCCUAUUUGACAUGUUCAAAAAUGAAGUAACAGGACUUCUGCCAAUCGGAAAAUUUUUGGCCGCUCUGAGGACAACCGGCAUUAGAAAAAAUGACGCUCGUGUCAAAGAUAUUAUGCAAAAUUUAUACAUAGUGCACAGAGAUUCCAAUUUCGAAGGUACCCCGGAAACACUAAAACUAGACAGGGAAACUUUUAAUGAAGUAAUUAAGCCUAACAUCGUUCUGAUAACGAAGGCUUUCCGCAGUCACUUUGUAAUUCCAGACUUCCAAGACUUUAUAAAAGACAUAGAAGAAAUGUUUUGGGGUGCUAAAAGUAACUACAAUGGAAAAAUACCUAGUUACAUACCGCAGCUGGCUAGGGCCAGCGUAGAGAGCUGGGGAGUGAGCGUUUGCACUAUCGAUGGACAACGAUUUUCCAUCGGUGACGUGAACGUUCCAUUUACUCUACAAUCGUGCAGCAAACCGCUUACAUACGCUAUGGCUCUCGAGACUCUGGGAGCCGAACUGGUACACAAAUAUGUUGGCACAGAGCCCAGUGGCCGCAACUUCAAUGAACUCGUUCUAGACUAUAACAUGAAGCCGCACAACCCAAUGAUCAAUGCAGGAGCAAUUAUAGUGUGCUCAUUACUGAAGACCUUGGACAGGCCCGAGAUGUCCUCCGCUGAAAAGUUUGAUCAUGUCAUAUCAUUCUUUAGCCGACUGGCUGGCAACGAACCCCUGGGCUUUAACAAUGCAGUAUUUUUGUCUGAACGCGAAGCUGCUGACAGAAACUAUGCGCUUGGCUUCUACAUGAGAGAACAUAAAUGUUUCCCAGAAAAAGCUAAUUUCCGAGAAUGUAUGGACUUCUAUUUCCAAUGUUGCUCGUUGGAAGCCAACUGCGACAUUAUGGCAAUUGUGUCUUCCACCUUAGCAAAUGGAGGUAUCUGCCCUAUCACUGAUGAAAAAGUUCUUCGGAACAGCACCGUACGCAACGUGCUAUCUCUUAUGCAUAGCUGUGGCAUGUACGAUUAUUCAGGAGAAUUCGCGUUCAAAGUAGGACUUCCAGCGAAGUCUGGAGUGUCUGGAGCUAUGAUUAUAGUGGUUCCUAAUGUUAUGGGCAUCUGCACAUGGUCCCCACCGCUGGAUCCUCUAGGAAACAGCUGCCGAGGCUUGCAAUUCUGUGAUGACUUGAUCAAGAGGUUCAAUUUCCACAAGUACGACAACAUUCGUUACGCGAGCCACAAGAAAGAUCCUCGUCGGUACAAGUUCGAGUCUAUUGGCCUCAACAUCGUCAAUCUCUUGUUCUCUGCUGCGAGUGGUGAUAUUAGCGCACUGAGGAGGCACCACCUCUCAGGCAUGGACAUGACUCUGGCGGAUUACGAAGGUCGUACCGCGCUACAUCUGGCUGCAGCGGAGGGCCACCUCCCCUGCGUAGUAUUUCUCCUUGUUCAGUGUGGAGUCCCGCACGACCCUCGCGACCGCUGGGGCAAGCGCCCACUGGACGAGGCGGAAACAUUCAGGCACCCCGACAUAGUCAAGUAUCUGAAGGAGUGGGGGGCCACGCACUCUUCUGACAAGUCAGAUCAUGAAAACACGAGACCACCCACCGUUGAUGACAUUUUAAUAUCUCACCCAGACGCCGAUGACGCGACAAAGGACCCGAGCAUCAUAGCAAUCGUCUCCAAGUUUGAAGAAGACAAAGAAAAGGUAAUCGACUAGGAUGUUAUGAGAUGUUGGCGUGACUAUGUAGUCACUUUUAAUUACUUUUGAGAUAUACAGUAUCGUUUUAAGUACCUAUAUGAAAAUGAUUCACCUAAGUAUAUGAAUACGAAAAUAUUAGGUACCUACCGUAUAUUUUGCGGCAUUCGAUACUCUCUCGAGUUGACUUUGGUAGAAAACAAAAUUUAACAGUACCUAUAUGUUGAUCCCUAUAUCUAAAUUAAGUAGAAAAAUACGAUGAAAUUCACGUUUGGACAGCUUUUCUCGUGAAGAAUGAUAUAUAUUUUUAUAUAUAAAACUAAAAUGGUGUCUUACGUCCAUAUCAACAUAAGAAAUUCAUAUAUGAAAUGGGGCUUUGUUAUAUAUGUGUAUAGUGUAGAGAUUAAGCUUGACCAAGUUGAUUCAGCACUGAGCUCAAAGUUUAAUGAUGAGAAACGCAAUAUCUUGAGAAAGAAUCAGUAUGUGGAAGAGAUUUAUAGAAAAAUAAAGUCGGUUUACUGAGAAGACUGGGAAAGUUACCUAUAUCUGUACCUACUUAAUAUAAUAAAAGGGAUUUUCUUUCGUUUGUUUUUACCCUUAAGGCUCGAAAACGACUAAUCCGAUAUGGAAACUUGGAAAAAAUAUCAAACACUUUUGGGAAGUUACGAGUCAAUCCACGUGUAACUAAGGCUAUAUUUUAUCCCGGUACGGGAAGAACGUGGAACUCACGGGACGAAGGUGAAACCGCGGAUAAGUAGCGGAUAUUUUAAGUAUAUAGUAUAGAUAGAACAUUGCACAAUGCAAAAUGAAUAAUAUUGGUAAAAUAUACAGUAUGUACUUACUACUUUUUCAGAAACUUAGUUAAUAGCAUAAUAUCGUAAGGUAGAUAACUAAUCCAUCUGUUUAUAAAAUCUCUAUUCAUGGUUAAUCUGAUUUUUGGAGAUUAUCCUUAAAUAUUGCAACUAUUUUUAUUAACAUUCCAUUUUUGAUACUAAUAAAUUAUGAUAAAUAUAUUGUUUUCCAAAUGUUUGUCAAAUAAAUAUAUUGUUGACUUA